Messenger RNA from Ectocarpus sp. CCAP 1310/34, 4473 nucleotides. The record is from the annotation of a GenBank genome assembly. NCBI's taxonomy places the organism in Eukaryota, Phaeophyceae, Ectocarpales, Ectocarpaceae.
UGCUGCUGUGGUGCUGGCGUGACACAACUCGCACAGGAUCGGAACACGCCCUGCGCGUGCCAAAGAACCAGACUGCAGACUCUAACCGUCAACGAACUCCGGCAACCGAACGCCUUCUCUUCGAAGUGACGGUACUUCCUUCCACGAAACGACUCGACGGCAAGACUCCGGUUCGACCGCAAGAACAUAACCCUAAUCGCCUGAAAGCUCCGGCGGGGUGGUGGUGUCUCGAGCCGAAGCGUGCUCCCUUCCCGACCAAAAGAAAGCCUGACCAAGGGGCCCGAUGGAGGAGACAAAGAUUAGUGGUGAUAAUAACCCUGGCGCAGGGGGCACCGCGGCUGACCCCUCGUCCCCCUUCGCCCCCCACGCCGCCGGCUGCGCCCCUUCGUCUCGAGGCCCCGGACCGGCGACGGACAACAGCGAAGAGGAGAUCGCCCACCUCAUCAAGAAGUGCGACUGGUGCGCGGCCACAAAGGGCAAACUCCGGCAAUGCUUCAUGAAGGCACACGCGCAGGUCCUUCGCAGCGUGCGAGUUUCCCGGGACGGCGAGCACUUCGUGGGCCUCGCCACCGGAAAGGUGCUACCCCGGAAGAGCCAAGAGUUCAAGAAAUUCUACAUGCGGUUAAAGCCGGGGACGAUCUCGGAGGUGCCUUGGGCGGACCUGGCCGGCCUCUCCUCCAUCGCCCUCGCCGCCGGCACUGUCCUCGAGCGGCCGAGCCCCGCCAGGCCCGUCGCCAGCUGGCUCUGCGUCCCGGGCGCCUCGAACGUGGGCGAGGAGAUAGUCCCGGCUCGGGGCAGCGGCCGCGCACCUCGCGGGCCCCCUGAUGACGGCGACGGCGACGACGAUGAACCUUCGCGUCGGGUCGUGCGCCCCGGCUGGGUCUGGAUUCAAGAAGAUGAUAACGAGGACGAGGAUGGGAACGGCGGCGGCGGUAGCAGCGCGGUUGCUGCUGAAAGAGCGGGGGCAAGGGCGGCGGAGGAGAACGGGGGCGAAGGAGAAGCGGCGGCGGCAGCAGCGGCAGGAGCUGCGCCGUCAUCUUCGACCAAGCGCAAGAGGGCGGCGGAGGAGAACGGGGGCGAAGGAGAAGCGGCGGCGGCAGCAGCGGCAGGAGCUGCGCCGUCAUCUUCGACCAAGCGCAAGAGGGCGGCGGAGGAGAACGGGGGCGAAGGAGAAGCGGCGGCGGCAGCAGCGGCAGGAGCUGCGCCGUCAUCUUCGACCAAGCGCAAGAGGGCGGCGGAGGAGAACGGGGGCGAAGGAGAAGCGGCGGCGGCAGCAGCGGCAGGAGCUGCGCCGUCAUCUUCGACCAAGCGCAAGAGGGCGGCGGAGGAGAACGGGGGCGAAGGAGAAGCGGCGGCGGCAGCAGCGGCAGGAGCUGCGCCGUCAUCUUCGACCAAGCGCAAGAGGGCGGCGGAGGAGAACGGGGGCGAAGGAGAAGCGGCGGCGGCAGCAGCGGCAGGAGCUGCGCCGUCAUCUUCGACCAAGCGCAAGAGGGCGGCGGAGGAGAACGGGGGCGAAGGAGAAGCGGCGGCGGCAGCAGCGGCAGGAGCUGCGCCGUCAUCUUCGACCAAGCGCAAGAGGUCCUCGGCGGGAGGGCCUCGAGAGGAGGGGGGAGCGGGGGGGGGGACAGCGGCGGCGAAGCGCAGGAAGUCGCGCAGAUCGGGCGCCGGAGUGCGAGUCAGCCCUGUCGGGAGCGGCGGCAGGCUCGGGGAAGACGAUUCGGCGUGGGGGAACGGCGAGGCGAGGGGCUCAAGUGAAGGACCGCCCUCCAUGUCCGACUUGGCCACCAAGGACGAGGUGCAGCAGGCGUUGGCGUGGAAGCUGAGGGCUUGCGACGAGCGAGAGUCUGAGCUGAACGGUGUUAUUGCAAGUGCCAACGCUGCGCUGGAGGAGAACAACGACCGCCGGAAGGCAAGGAGGCGGCGGUCGCCGAGAGUGAGAAGCAGCUCCUGUCGAUCAUCGCGCAGCGAGAGGCCAAGGCGGCCCACUGGGAAAAGGCAAUUGGCGGCCCAAGCGAGGGCCGAGAACACAUCGGACAGGUUGAGUCUGCUCGCGCACAAAGAGCAGAGUGGGAACGAAGCCGCAGGGACAGGCACGACGGCUACGGCCGACGCGGGGGGCGCGCGGGCGAAAGGGACACAGGGAGCAGCAGCAGCAGCAGCAGCAGCAGCAGCAAUCGGAGAUUCUGAAUCCGGGGGGCCCCAGCACCAAGCGGCGCGGCUGUCACCGUCCGCGCAGCUGUCGCAGGCAGCGCAGGUGGCGACCGUGUCGGGUCUCUCGUGGUCCAUCGGAGCGAUGCAGGCGGCCAGGGUGGUGCAAGCGCGGGCGGCGGGGCAGGCGGCAAGCGAGGCGAGGGCCGCUGCGGCGGUGCAGGCGACACCCGGAGGGAAAGCAACGGUAGUCAUGCAGCCAGCGCAGCAGCAACCGGCACCGUCAGCCCAGCAGGUGGCAUCGGCCGAAGAAGCCGCGCCGCCAACCGCCGAAGCGUCACCUUUUGCGCCGCACGACUCCUCGGAUGCCGCGGAAAUGGAGCAAACGAACGAGGAGCAGCAGUCGGAGAUCAAAAGAAGGCUUGUGCUGGUGCAGGCGGAGAUUUCGCGGCUGGACAAGGAGGAAGCCGAGUCCGGUCGGGCGUCACCCGCCGCUGCCGAUGGUGUUGUAGAACAUCCUCCGGCGACAUUAGAAUCAUCAUCGUCACCAGCAGCAACGGCAGCAGCAACGACAACAGCCGCCGUGAUGGCACCAUCUUGGGAGCCGCCGCUGCUCCCCUCCUCCGGCAAAGGGGGGGCAGGCGGUGUGCAGCAGCAGCAGCGGCGGCACGGGCAACAAGAGGAGAGGGACGAGGGACAGAAAGAAGGGCUCGGCGAAGGGGCUCCAGCCGGGCGGUCUGCAGCAGCAGCAGCGGCGGCGGCGGCGGCGGCGGCGUCAGCAUCAGCACCGACACGGCUAGCGGCGCGACACAACGGGAGCAUGAACCAAUCAGGCCUCGCCACGAACAACAGUAGCAACAGCUUGGGCUUCGGGUUUUCGCAGCUGUUUCGCGCCAGCGGGUGAGAGUUGCUCGCCUCCCACCACGGCACCCCCGGCGAGCGCUCUGUUUCAACGGGGUGCAGACCGGGGCUUUCAGCCAAGGGCAGCGACCGGCCUGAGUGGAGUCUAUUUGGCAGCAUUGGCACCACAUUGUAAGGUAUCGGUCGCGUUGGUAUCACUCUGCAGUGGCCGUUGCGUUGAUAGCACUCUGUACCGCAGGUGUGUGCGCCGAGAUCACCCGGCUUUGUGUAGUGUGGGGAAAUAUAUGGUGCCAGGAAAGGGAGGGAGGGCGCGGCCACGAGUGGCCGUCGCUGCUGCUGGCGCAAGACGCGUGGCGCCGUGUGGAAAGUGGGAAGCAUUGUGGACAAGUCACCCGUCGGAGUAGUGGGUGAUAAUAAUGAGUAUCGGAGGUUCUAGCUACAGGAGGUCAAGGAGAGGAUCGCAAGGUAUACCGGCUGGGAAAUUUGGUCGCGCCUGUGUCCUGCAGCGGUUGUCAAGAGUGAGCAGAGUGCUCAGCACGAUGUUUUAGCUGCCGAGAGUCGAUGAAAGGUGGGUAGUGAAACUACAUGCAGAGCGUGCAGCCGUGUAUUUGACUGCCAUCAUUUGUCUGGGUGUGGGGGCGGGUUUCUGCUACUGCGCCAAUUGACCGAUGAGGUUUCAGGAAUUGUGAAACUUUCCAAGGUGCACCUGCCCCUAUUUUGGCCGUGGUGUGUUGAGUCUGCUCGCCCGGAGCGAGACGAAGGGCGGUAAUAUCCGCCCGCCCACCCGAUUUUUGUGUAGUGCAGGGAGCGGUUAUGAUGCCAGGAAAGGGGAGGCCGCGGCCACGAGUGGCCGCCGCUGAAGGGGAAGCUAUUUGACAAUUUCCCGACGACCGCUGUCCCUCGUGUUCAUGCUGAGAGUAGUCGCGAAAAGCGCAACGUGUUGCUGGCACAUCGUGAUGAUGCCCUUGUCAGUUUUGCGUCCAUGGUUGGACGAUCAUCUACAUGCACACAUUGCUUGGCUACCUUGGGGCCAUCGAUCCUCGUGGCUCAUUGCGUGUUUAUUGGAGCACUGUUUCGGGUUCUGUCUCGUGAGCUCCGCCACUGUAUUUGCUACGGACGGAUCUGAUGUGGGUUGGUUGGUUUGUAGUUGCGACAACAUCAUGGGCCGUCGUGCCGUCCGAUUAUCAAUUUUGUGUGGCUGCGGUGAGCCGUAAUCCAGCGUCCCACCGCGGUGGUGCCGGAUCGAUUUUUUUCAAACGUUGUUUCUUUUGCUCAAUGGUUGUAGCAUAGCUGACGAGCUGGUAUUUUGGAGGGAACAGGGCGUAGCAUCUAGCAUUGUUGGGGACUAGGCGAUAUCGUUGGUGAUGGAAUGGAGUCGACUCCUCCACCCGGCCGGUUGCUUUUUUUGCGUUCACGGGGCAAAGCCUCAAGUUUAUUUUUGUUCAAACACAUACACAACGUACG